Molecule: messenger RNA, 1140 nt
Organism: Cryptomeria japonica (Japanese cedar)
Lineage: Eukaryota; Viridiplantae; Streptophyta; Pinopsida; Cupressales; Cupressaceae
Exons: 1
Coding region: 1-1140 (379 amino acids)
Source: RefSeq, a predicted model, not a curated record
AUGAUUUUAAAGCUUGAUAUUCGGAAAGCCUAUGAUAGGGUGGAUAGGGAUUUUCUUGUGGCUGCGAUGGAAAGAUUUGGUUUUGGUAAGUCCUGGAUUAAGUGGAUUUCCAGUAUGAUUAUGCAGUUCUCAGCUUCGGUUUUAGUUAAUGGCAACCCUCAUGGCUUCUUUUCAACGUCGAGGGGUAUUCGGCAAGGGGAUCCAAUAUCCCCCUUUCUCUUCAUUUUGAUGGCUAAAGUUCUUGGACGAUUGAUUGCUGGUAAGAGAGAUCAAGGGUUGUGGAAGGGUAUUGAGAUUGCUCAAGGGGUUGUUCCCACAACUCAUUCUCAGUUUGCGAAUGACACCUGUCUAUUCGAGGUUGCUUCUAUGUGUGAGGCCUCGGUCAUGAAGAAAGUCUUGGACAGAUACUUGGGGGCUACUGGUCAGGAGAUAAACUGGCUCAAAUCUGAGGUUUUUUUCUUUCAUACGGAAGGUUGGUCACAGAGAGCUAUUGCUAGAGUGUUCGAGAUAAAGAUUGGUCAACUCCUGGGUAAGUUCCUUGGUAUGCCGCUCUUUGCAGGAGCAGGAAAGUCAAAAAUGUGGAAAGGGUUGCUUGAUGGUUGUAAAGCUAAGAUGGAGGGCUGGAAGAGUAAGUGGCUUUCUUUGGCUAGACACAUCUUGAUGUUGAAGACAGUUGUUUCGGCUAUGCCUAUUUUCCCAAUGGCUUGCUUCAAACUACCAGCCUCUAUCAUCAAGAAUAUGCAGCAGAAGAUGAGGAAGUUUUUGUGGAAUGGUAGUCAGGAUCAGGAUAAAGUUCCACUUAUGGCUCGGGAUAGAGUUUGUAAACCCAAAGGUGGGGGAGGGGCGGGACUCCGUGAUUGGAAGAUUAUUAACGAGGCCAUGGGGGCUAAGUUGGUUUGGCAAAAGUAUAGGAAAUCGAAACAGAGAUGGGUCAGAAUUUUACAAGCUAAGUAUUUGGAUAGUAGGGAAAAGGAAAGGAUCCUGAUAGUGAGAGAUCCCCCAAGAGGGUCAGCUUUGUGGAAUUUUUUGGUGAGUUGUAGAUGCCUGAUAACAAAUCACAUUUCGUGGCGUAUUGGUGAUGGGCAUAAGGCAAACUUUUGGCAGGAUUCCUGGGAUGGUCAUCCAUCUUUAGAAUCCUAG